This is a messenger RNA of Synchiropus splendidus (mandarinfish), 4422 nucleotides long. RefSeq names its product leucyl/cystinyl aminopeptidase (gene lnpep). Gene Ontology annotation, biological process: peptide catabolic process; proteolysis. Lineage: Eukaryota; Metazoa; Chordata; Actinopteri; Syngnathiformes; Callionymidae. The record is from RefSeq and is a predicted model, not a curated record. Gene Ontology annotation, molecular function: metalloaminopeptidase activity; peptide binding; zinc ion binding. Gene Ontology annotation, cellular component: cytoplasm. The coding region runs from base 325 to 3459 and encodes 1044 amino acids. The transcript is spliced from 22 exons.
GGAGAGGAAGUAAAGUGACAAUUUAGUUUGCCGACUGCUCUCGGACACAAUUUGUUUACAAGCGUCUGGCUGGAGAUUCCCCUUUGGAAUGCCAAUGUCUUGGUGAGGGUUCUGAGAGACUUGCUUAAUUGAUAGCAUGGCGCAAAGCUCCAUUCACUCCCCGGAAUGUGUUCUUAUCAGUUGCCUUUAUUUGUUAGAAGUUGUGAGCUAGCUAGUGCGCAGCUAACGACUGAGGGCAGGGUGAGAUUCAUCUGGUCGCUGUGUGUUUAAAAUACGCCCAAAGCUUCGGAUAAGAUCGCUCCACUGGGUCCAGAGACUCCAGCCAUGGAUCCAUUCGACAGUAAGAGUGCAGAGCGGGCCAACCUGCCGAGGAACAUGAUAGAGAACAGCAUGUUUGAAGAAGAGCCUGAUGUUGUGGAUCUGGCCAAAGACUCAACGUCCACAUUUCCGACAUUUCCUGCACUGGACCCAGAUGAGGCAUCGUAUGAGCCACGCAGCUCACGGUUGCUGGUGCGAGGCCUUGGCGAGAAUGAAAUGGAUGAGGAGGAGGAUGACUGCGAGUCAUCGGCCCGUCUUUUGGGCAUGUCUUUCAUGAACCGCAGUGCUGCACACAGAACCAACUCCUCACCUUACUCCAGACAACCUCCUCCCAGCUCCUGUUCCAGACCCUCAGCCCGCACCAUGGUUGUGUGCGUGUUGUUCUGGGUGAUUGUGGCCUCUAUGACCAUGGUACUGUACUUCCUGCCUGGAUGUACCUUCACUAAGGCGGGUUGCCGCAAACCAAACAGCACAGCUCCCGCAGAGACCGUCUACCCUUUGGCUUCUAAUGGAGAAUUGUUCCCGUGGGCUGAGUACAGACUUCCACGCAGCAUUCGCCCACUCGACUACGAACUCACCUUGAGCCCUGACUUUGAAUUCAUGACCUUCAGUGGUCGCACGGUUAUAAAUAUACUGGUCCUUCACAACACCAAGCGUGUCGUCCUGCACAGUGCUGAUCACAAUUUCACCAAAGCUACCUUUCAGGUGGAAGACGGGCGUCCAAGUGACGUUUCUAUACUUGUGUACAAGCCCAAACAGCAAAUUGCCAUCAAGAUCCCUGAAGAGCUGAAGACAGGACAGCGUUGUGUGUUGACUCUGGAAUAUGUUGCCCAUCUGUCAAAUGCAUACGAUGGGUUCUACAACAGCUCCUACACAGAUAAGGACGGAAUAAGAAGGGUUCUUGCUGCCACCCAGUUUGAGCCGCUGUAUGCAAGAAAAGCCUUCCCAUGUUUCGAUGAGCCUUCGUUCAAAGCCACAUUUUUUAUUAAACUCCAGAGAAAACCAAAUUACAUGGCUCUUUCCAACAUGCCUAAGGCUAAAACGACCAAACUCCCCAAUGGACUGGUGCAGGACGAGUUUGAGAAGUCGAGUGUCAACAUGAGCACCUACCUGGUGGCAUUUAUUGUCGGUAACUUCACUCCAGUGAGCACCAACGUCUCUGACACACUGGUGUCUGUGUACGCCGUCCCAGAGAAGAAGGAGCACACCGAGUACGCCCUGGAAACUGCUUCAAAAUUGUUGGCAUAUUACAAUGACUUCUUUCAAAUUAACUAUCCUCUCAAAAAGCUUGACUUGGUUGCUAUUCCUGACUUCCUGGCCGGGGCAAUGGAGAACUGGGGUCUGAUAACUUUCCGGGAGACCAGCCUGCUGGUGGGAAAGCAGUCGUCUCCUAUGGAGAAACAAGUGGUGGCCUCGGUGGUCGCACAUGAGCUGGCUCACCAGUGGUUCGGGAACUUGGUGACGAUGAGCUGGUGGAACGACCUGUGGCUCAAUGAAGGCUUCGCCACGUUCAUGCAGUACGCGUCUCUGCAGGCAGUUCUGCCACAGCUGGACAUCGGUAACUUGUUCCUGGCGGUGAGAUUCCGAGCUAUGGACAAAGACGCACUCAUCUCCUCUCAUGCUGUGUCGACGGAGGUUGAUUCACCUGAGCAAGUGGAAGAGAUGUUUGACUCCGUCUCCUAUGAGAAGGGGGCGUCUAUUCUCCUCAUGCUGAACGCGUCUCUGCCUGGAGAGCAACAAUUCCGAAAGGGUAUUAUUCAUUACCUGAACCAGUUCAGUGGGUUGAACACAGAGACGGAGGACUUGUGGAACUGCCUCACGCAGGUGGACGUUUCAGGGCAGCACCAGAAUGUGUCCGAGAUGAUGACAUCAUGGACGUCACAGAAAGGCUUCCCUCUAGUUACCGUCAGCCGAAAAGGUGAUCAGGUGACCUUCACUCAAGAGCACUUCCUCUUGAGCACGUCUGAGAACGACACACAAUCCACCAGUUAUUCUCACUUUCUCCUCAGCCUCUGGAAUAUUCCAGUGACGUACGUGAACGACAGCUGCAGUGUGGCCGCUCACUGCAGGCAGGUCUUCACUCUAAAGACCAAGUCAGGGUCUCUCAAGGUGCCUGAGAGUGUUAAAUGGCUGAAGUUGAACUACAGAAACUCUGGUUUUUAUAUCGUCGACUACGGAGUGGACGGUUGGGUUGCACUCAUGAAAGCUCUGUCCAGCGACAUCAACGUCCUCACACCAGAGGAUCGGGCCGCACUCAUUCACAACCUCUUCGCUCUCUCCAGGCUUGGCCGUGUGACUUUCCGUCACGUACUGCAGCUCCUCAAAUCCAUGGACAGUGAGAGCGAGAGCAGCCCUGUGACUGAGGCGCUGCUGCAGCUCAACAGAAUCUUCCAACUGCUCGACAAGCGUCAGGAGCAGAGACUCGUGGGCCGCAUGAAGGCGUAUAUCAUGCUGCGCUUUGGCAGCCUGAUGAACAGCCAGACUUGGGUGGCGGAGGAGAGCGUUUCCAAACAGGAGCUGCGCUCGGCUCUCCUGGAGACAGCCUGUCGCCUAGAGGACACCAAGUGCACACAGCAAGCCAAGGCUCUGUUUAAGCAGUACGUGGAGUCCAACGGAACCUUCAGGAUUCCUGGAGACCUACAGAGAGUGGUGUUCUCCGUGGCUGCUCAGUCCAGAGAGGACUGGGCCACUUUACUCACCCUGUAUUCUCACGCCACCUACGACACUGAGAAGAGACAGAUGCUGUUGGGCCUGGCCUCCACUCAGGACACGCGCAGCAUCGCCUGGAUCCUGAGGGCCGGCCUGAAGGGGGACCAGAUCCAGACCCAGGAGCUCCCCCUGGUCAUCAAUGUGGUGUGUAAAGGGUUUGCUGGAUACUUGUUUGCGUGGGAUUUCAUCCAGGAGAACUGGGAUCAGCUGCUGGCCAAGUUUCCUGUUGGGUCUUUUGCCAUCCAGAGUAUCGUCAAGUCCACCACGUCCCAAUUCUCCACGCAGUCGCAUCUCACCCAGGUGGAGAACUUCUUCUCCAACCUGAAGGAGCGCGGCUCUCAGAUGAGAAGCGUCCAGGAAGCUUUACAGACCAUCAAGCUCAACCAGCGCUGGAUGCAGAGGAACAUACCGUCACUCAUGAACUGGCUCUAGGAGAGAGAAGUCAUUCAGGUUUUCAUCAUGUCACCAAGACAACAGCAACGUUUGCACUACUUAAAGGACUGUGCUCCUGGUCCGAGUCCCACCACCUCCACCCUCCGGCUGGAUCGACAGGAAGACACUGACUCAGGUGGCGUCAUGGUUCCUCAGGUUGGUUCUGAUCGGGAUGCUGGGAGAAGGAUAUCAGACUGAAACUCUUCAUGCUGUUGACCCAACCUCAACUGACAAUCUUUGGCUAGCAGAGCUUAAAUGUCUUCAUCAGAGCUUGUUCACCAUUAGGCGUUUGUCCGGAACAGACUGUGUGUGUUGUCUUUAAUCAAACAGCGAUGGUACUCUAUUUAUGAAGCCUUGAAUUGCUUUGAAUACCAAACUCCUACUGAAUGUACUGACAAACCUUCCCACUGUGUACACUAGAUGGCGCCCUGUGCAGUAGGAAGAGUGGUUCAGAGCUGCUCCCGCUUCUGCACACUUUACCUCCGGACCGCUCCGCUAUUUUUACAUUUGAAUCUCUAUUUUAAUGUCUGCGCAUGUCCCUCUGCUGUUACUGGAGGUUUUUAUUACCAUCCCGAUAUUUGAAGAAGCUACUCCCUCUGUACAUAAGUGUAAAAAAGAUUUUGAUUCAAACUUUAUUCUGUGAUUCACAGCCAGGCUGAGCGUUGCUCACGUGUUUCCUCUGAGGAUGAGCGGUUACAUUGCUAUUUAUUUAAAAACUUGACAGAAGGGUUUUUCCUAAAAUGUGUUGUCGGUGUUGACAGACCACAGAUUUGUUACUUUUCCGUGUUCCGCUCGCAGCCCGUCUUGACGUUGAGCCUGACAUGACUGUGAGAGUGUGUUACUCUUCCAGCUGUUUAGAUAAUAACCAGCACGUUACAGAGUUGUAAGCUUUCACUCUUCAGGUUGUUCUGUCCACUCCAGUGAUGCCACCGGUUAAUUCAGUCAAUAAAGAAUGAAACGAGG